CUACUGAAUUUUCAUAAUAAAAACCCCUUUAUAAACUCAUUCCAUUCCACAACAUAUUGAAGCCGGAGGAACAAUAUAAACACGUCAAAACUAGAAACCACUGGCAUUACUCAGUACUCCGUAGUCAUACUACAGAACGCGCACAACUAUGAUUUUCCUAUUUAUCGCAUUAGUGUCCCUCCUAACGACAUGUAUAGAACCUCGAAACAGCUGUAUGGCAACAUCCUUGAGUAACCUCACAGACCAAGAAGCUUUGUUUUCAAUUAAGGAUUACAUAAAAGGAGAUCCAAACGGUGUGCUGAGCUCAUGGAACCAUUCCAACCAUUUUUGCCAGUGGCAAGGCGUUACAUGCAGCCGGAAACGUCAGAGAGUAAUAAUGCUGAACCUCCCAUCUCAGCAACUAGACGGCACUUUGUCUCCUUAUAUCGGAAAUCUCUCCUUUCUCAAAGGAGUCUAUCUUCAAGAAAACAAAUUUCGGGGCUCAAUACCAGAGGUAAUUGGUAAACUUUUUCGACUACAAUAUCUGAACUUGGAGAGCAAUUUCUUUCAAGGCGGGUUUCCAUUGAAUUUAAGUUACUGUUCAGAUCUUAUAAAGUUCAGUUUAAGUGAUAACAGUCUUGAAGGAAAUUUACCUACUGAAUUUAGAUCUUGGCCUAAACUUAUUGUGUUUGAAGCACAGAGGAAUCAUUUCACCGGAUCAAUCCCGCCUGCAAUCGGGAAUAUAUCAUCUCUCAUGCUCUUUGAUAUAUCAGUAAACAAUUUGACUGGGAUCAUACCUUUUGAAGUUGCUCACCUUUCGAAAUUAGUGGAGCUUCAUUUAGCAGGAAACAAUUUAUUCGGCGCAGUUCCACUGUCAGUCUACAACAUAUCAUCUCUCUCUACCAUUGUCCUAACUCAAAAUGACUUGGAAGGAUUUCUUCCUGCAGAUUUAGGCUUCACCCUUCCUAAUCUGGAAGAUUUCCUCGCUGGAGAGAACAAAUUUUCAGGGCCUAUUCCCCCAUCCAUGAGUAAUGCUUCAAACCUUGUCAAUUUUGAUAUAGCAGUUAACAAUAUUACUGGUCCUUUGCCAAUAAAUUUCGGAAGCUUGUCAAAUCUCGAAGUGCUAAACAUGGGGGAGAAUCAACUUGGACAUAAUCAAUCGCCCGAUGGCUUGAGCUUCCUUGGUUCUUUGGUCAACAGUACCCGGCUAGAAGUAUUGGGUCUACCAGAAAAUGGUCUUAGCGGGGAGCUCCCAAACUCCAUUUCCAAUCUAUCAACAACACUAGAGAGUCUGCGCUUGAACGGAAAUUACAUUUAUGGAAGCAUACCCCAAGAAAUUGGCAAACUCUGGAAUCUGACAGAACUUAUAUUGGCCGAAAACAUGUUGACAGGAACUAUUCCUGAAUCAAUAUGUAAGUUAACCAAGUUAGCGAGCCUGCUUUCAAGUGAAAACAACAUUUCAGGAACGAUUCCAGCUUGCUUGAGCAACAUUACCGAAUUGCUUACCGUCAGUUUGUCCAAUAACAAGCUCCACGGAAGUAUACCUACCACGUUAUUUAAUAUCUCUUCUAUAGAAGGGUUAUACCUCUUUAACAACCACCUCAGCGGCCUAAUACCGGAACAUAUCACCGGACUUUCUUCAAACUGUCAUGUGCUUUACUUGGAUCAAAACUUACUGACAGGGCCGCUACCAUCCAACAUUGGAAGCUUAAUCCAUCUUGUUGAACUAGGUUUUUCAGACAACAAAAUGACCGGAGAAAUACCCACGAGCCUGGGUGACUGUCUAAUGUUGGAGGAGCUAGAUAUGGAAAGAAACCUCUUCCAAGGUAGAAUUCCAUCUUCUUUUAAAGCUUUAAGAAGUCUUAAAUUGCUAGAUCUUUCGGACAAUAAUAUGUCUGGUAAUAUUCCGCAUUUUCUUGGGGAAUUUCGUUCACUUCGAUUUCUCAAUCUGUCACACAACAAAUUUGGAGGUGAAGUGCCCAAAAAUGGCGUGUUCUCAAAUGUUAGUGCUUUUUCUGUUGCCGGAAAUUUUCAGCUUUGUGGAGGCAUACAAGCACUGCAGUUGCAUACUUGUCCACCAAACACCUCAAAGAUGAAUAAAAAGAAAUUUUCAGUGAGAUUAAUACUCAUCAUAGUUCUUCUCCCUCUUGCUGCUUUGUUAGCAUGUUCUACCAUUAUUAUCAAGUUAUCAGGAAAGUCAAAGCAGAAUAAUGUCGGAACCUUAGUUUUGAAGGAGGACGAUUACCCUAGGGUUUCAUACCAAGAACUUCUACUAGCGACUACUGAAUUUUCCCCCAACAAUUUGCUCGGUGAGGGAAGAUAUGGUUCAGUGUACAAAGGAAUUCUUGAAUCAUUGAACCAGAUUGCCGCAGUGAAAGUACUAAAGAUUGAAGUACACGGAGCCAACAAGAGUUUCCUGGCAGAAUGUGAAAUGUUGAAGAACAUUCGCCACCGAAAUCUCAUUAAGAUCAUCACAGUUUGCUCCAGCACUGAUUUUAAGGGUAACGACUUCAAGGCAUUAGUUUUUGAGUUCAUGACACACGGGAGUCUAGACAAGUGGUUACAUCCAAGUGCAACUGACCAAGAGAAUGAGAAAAACUUGACUCUGUGUCAAAGACUCAAUAUUGCCAUUGAUGUUGCAUUGGCGCUGGAUUAUCUGCAUCAUCAGUGUCAUACAAAAAUUAUUCAUUGCGACAUAAAACCAAGUAAUAUUCUUCUUGACGAGGAAUUUGUUGCUCAUGUUGGUGAUUUUGGUUUGGCCAGACUUUUUUUAUCUAACUCAGGUGACACAAAUGGCGCACAGAGUAGUUCAACUGGUAUUCGAGGAACUGUGGGAUAUGUCCCCCCAGAGUAUGGAAUGGGUGGCACGAUAUCUGCAGAAGGAGACGUGUACAGCUACGGAAUUCUUUUACUAGAAAUUUUCUCAGGGAAACGACCUACAACUAGUGGCAUAGACUGUGCUACUAAUCUUCAUGAUUUUGUGAGAAAUGCUCUUCCCAACAAAGUGAUGGAUGUUGUUGAUCCCCGGAUCAUUCUACAGAAAGAGGACUGUGACUCCUUGGAAGUUUGCUUUGCUUCAAUAUUUGAAGUCGGGAUUCUAUGUUCAGUUGAAACACCAAAAAGCCGCAUUGACAUUGGUGUUGCUAUUAAGAAGCUACACAUAGCAAGAGACUGGCUUCUACGGAGCAGCAGUAAGUGUGAGUGAGAGUUGAUUACUAAGAAUAAGCAGAUCCAUCACACAAAUUUUACUGUGCUACAAGGGAGAAUCUACUGCAUGUAACUUUGUAUGUCAUCUCUUUCAAUUUCUUUGUAUUUUAAAGGUUCGAUCUCUUGCAAGUUAAUCAAAACAUGGCUUGAUAUAUGUACCACUAAGUUGCCUUGGCAUCUCGAGGUCAAUUUAUGUAUUCAUAUGUGGAUUCAUUUAUAUUCCUAAUGUUUCGAAUAAGUUUUCAAGCUAAAGAAGACUUCAAGAGAAGUAAUUUAUUUGUGACAAAUUUUGCAAAUUUUUUU
Daucus carota subsp. sativus is the source of this 3489-nucleotide messenger RNA. RefSeq names its product probable LRR receptor-like serine/threonine-protein kinase At3g47570. The coding region runs from base 149 to 3184 and encodes 1011 amino acids. The record is from RefSeq and is a predicted model, not a curated record. NCBI's taxonomy places the organism in Eukaryota, Viridiplantae, Streptophyta, Magnoliopsida, Apiales, Apiaceae. Gene Ontology annotation, molecular function: protein kinase activity; ATP binding; protein binding. Gene Ontology annotation, biological process: protein phosphorylation. The transcript is spliced from 2 exons.